ACCAAUUCAUUGAAAAGAUCCGACUCAAAAGAACAAUUCGUUCAGACAACGAGACACGUGCUCAGACACUACGGGGGUAGAAAUAGUACAAACCAUGGCAUUCAGUUUCAACUUUGAUAUUCCUUUACAGACAGAAGAAGAAACAAAUGAUAAAGAAAAGAAAGACGACAACUCAAAAGAUGUGCAUCUUAAAUGCUCGGAAUCCAGUGUAACCGUCCCAACGAAGAUGAAGAAUGCUAUUGAGCACGAACCUUUGUUGGAUCCUCUCUCCCACAUUGAGAACUGGGUGCCUGAAACCAUCACCAUAGGUGCCCUGCCUCCCCUGCUCUUUCUCAAUGAAUCAGUGUUUGAGAAGACCGCUCCUGAACGAGAGGACAGUGAGGAGAUACUGGCCAAAACACUGACCCAAAACUCUGACCUCAUCACUGGAGUGUAUGAGGGUGGACUUAAGAUAUGGGAAUGCACGUAUGAUCUCCUUGAGUACAUUGACGAUGAAGGAGUGACCUUUGCUGGAAAAAGGGUGUUAGACUUGGGCUGUGGAGCAGGUCUACUUGGCAUACUUGCAUUGAAGAGAGGAGCCUCCAAAGUUGACUUCCAGGAUUAUAACAGCACAGUGAUAGAGCAGUUAACGGUGCCAAAUGUGUUUCUCAAUUGUGAAGAAGAUGAUGAGACCGAUGAGAGAAAUGGCAGCCCACCGUCUAAGAGGAAAGCCCUGAAUUCAUCACAGAAACUACUAGAGCGUAGUGGUUUCUUCUCCGGCGACUGGAACUCUUUUCUCACACUUAUGCAAAAUAAAACCUCAUUACCAAAAUAUGACAUUAUCUUUACAUCAGAAACCAUAUACAACACAGACUACUACUCUUCUCUUCAUAGUGUGUUUUGUGGCCUGCUUGCUGAGGAUGGGCUUGUUUAUUUGGCAACCAAGUCUCACUAUUUUGGAGUAGGAGGUGGCCUUCAUCUGUUUGAGAAGUUUGUGGAGCAGAAUAAUGUCUUUCAAGUCAAACAUUUGAAGGAUGUGGAACAAGGCCUGAAGAGACAUGUUGUGUCAUUGACAUUCAAAAAGUGACAUUCAAAUUGUAUUGAUAAGUGUUAAUGUGCACACCACAUUAUGGUGCAAGUUAACAUAAUGGAACACUCCACUUUUGUUGAAAAUAGGCUAAUUUUCCAACUCCUCUAUAGAGUUGAACAGUUGAGUUUUACCGUUUUUGAAUCCAUUCAGCUGAUCUCCGGGUCU
Messenger RNA from Megalobrama amblycephala (Wuchang bream), 1234 nucleotides. RefSeq names its product methyltransferase like 18 (gene mettl18). Bases 95 to 1066 code for a protein of 323 amino acids. The transcript has 2 exons. Lineage: Eukaryota; Metazoa; Chordata; Actinopteri; Cypriniformes; Xenocyprididae. Gene Ontology annotation, molecular function: protein-L-histidine N-tele-methyltransferase activity. The record is from RefSeq and is a predicted model, not a curated record. Gene Ontology annotation, biological process: peptidyl-histidine methylation, to form tele-methylhistidine.